AUGGACGGGGACUUCCUGCACGCGAUCAAUGGCGACUGGGACUCGCUACUGACGGUCAUGCGCGAGAACCGCCAGGUGGCGCAGCGCACGGAUGCCAGCGGAAUGACGGUGCUGCACUGGGUCUGUUUGCAUCAGAACGCGCCUACCGAUAUCGUGGUCAAGGUGGUCUUCGCCAACCCGUACGCCGUGCAUAUGCGCAACGAUGCCGGCCAUCUACCCAUCGAUCUAGCCAUUCAGGCCGAGUGUGGCGAGCGUAUUCUCGAGGUGCUGCGCGCCGCCGCACACGGCAGUCACCGCCCGGAAGACGACGGAGGCGAGUUGCAUCAGCACGAUCUCAUGGGCAAGGACGACGGGGAGCCUACCACCGAGACUAUUGACUACCAGCUGCCGUACAACAACCACACCAUCCUACACGACGAUAUCCGCGACGGCUCAGACUACCAGCCCCACCAGAACCACACGUACUACGGUGAAUCCGACGACGAAGUGGACGAGGACGAACUCGAGUACCAGCAGCACCAUCGACACUACCAGCCGCAGCCGUUCCAGCGCAAGGGACGACUAGAGAGGAGCGUGUCGGACCAGGACUCGUUCUACGAUCCACCGCAUGGAAACUAUGGCGGCGCUAGUAUGUACGGCGGCUUCAUGGCUGGUCCAGACCGUGACCGCGGCAACACUCUAUCAAGGAGCGACCCGCACGUCAAGUCGUUGCUGACCGAGCAGCGUCUUCGCGAGAGAGAGAACGACUUGAUCUCCAUCGCGACGGCGGACGAUUCGGUGCCGCUGGGCCUGUUCGACCCGUCCAAGGGGCCGCCCGAUAUGUCGAUGAUGUCUGGUUUUCAGAUCAAUGAAGACGUGAAAAGUAGCCACGCCAACGUCAAUAUGAGCUCGAGGAGUAUGGGCGCUGGUCCUCGCAGCAAGACGGCUUUCCCUCCCCGCUGGAAACAGUCGCGUAUGUGCCACGUAUGCGCAUGUGGUUUUACGCUGGUGAAGCGUCGUCACCAUUGCCGGAAUUGCGGCCAAAGCGUGUGCAGCCAGCACUCGACGAACCGCGUGUCGCUGCCCAAGUUCGCGCUGUCCGAGCCGCAGCGGGUGUGCGAUCAGUGCUUCCUUAGCGGCCACCAUAUCAUGGUGCCGGGUGGCCCCACGCCGUCUAUUGCUAGCUCGUAUCAGUCGUUGCCGGCUCAACUUCAGCGAGAGCAGCUGGAGCACCCGUUCCAGACGUCCCAGCAGUAUCAAAUGCAGUUCCAGCACGCCCGGUAG
This is a messenger RNA of Phytophthora nicotianae INRA-310, 1263 nucleotides long. RefSeq lists its product as hypothetical. Lineage: Eukaryota; Oomycota; Peronosporomycetes; Peronosporales; Peronosporaceae. Gene Ontology annotation, molecular function: ubiquitin binding; phosphatidylinositol-3-phosphate binding; metal ion binding. The transcript has a single exon. Gene Ontology annotation, cellular component: ESCRT-0 complex. The coding region runs from base 1 to 1263 and encodes 420 amino acids. Gene Ontology annotation, biological process: protein targeting to vacuole; protein transport to vacuole involved in ubiquitin-dependent protein catabolic process via the multivesicular body sorting pathway. The record is from RefSeq and is a predicted model, not a curated record.